This is a messenger RNA of Eruca vesicaria subsp. sativa (arugula), 270 nucleotides long. The record is from the annotation of a GenBank genome assembly. NCBI's taxonomy places the organism in Eukaryota, Viridiplantae, Streptophyta, Magnoliopsida, Brassicales, Brassicaceae.
AUGUUGGAAGAGAUAGAGGAUAUAAAACCCAGAAUUGAUGACCUUGAAUCAGCUAUUGCAGAAGAUGGCAAGCGCUUAAACAACUCCACCAGUCUAAUACAAUCUAUUACACUAGAAAGCCGCGCCUCCUCCACACUGGUUCAUCGAUUAGAAGCAAACCUCUCUGAAUUAGAGCAGGACAUUAAAGGUCUCAAGAUCGAGGUUAAGGGUUUGAGAAACAUGCUUAUAUCUGUACUUUUCCUCUUCCUUUGCUACAAGGUCUUGUUCUAG